Dipodomys ordii (Ord's kangaroo rat) is the source of this 2907-nucleotide messenger RNA. RefSeq names its product F-box protein 21 (gene Fbxo21). Lineage: Eukaryota; Metazoa; Chordata; Mammalia; Rodentia; Heteromyidae. Bases 41 to 1927 code for a protein of 628 amino acids. Gene Ontology annotation, molecular function: DNA binding; protein binding. The record is from RefSeq and is a predicted model, not a curated record. The transcript has 12 exons.
CGCGCACCCGCGCACGACGGCCGUCAGGUACGCGGACAAGAUGGCGGCGGCAGCGGGCGACAGCGCGAUGGAGGUGGUGCCGGCGCUGGCGGAGGAGGCCGCGCCCGAGGUGGCGGGCCUCAGCUGCCUGGUGCACCUGCCGGGAGAGGUGCUGGAGUACAUCCUGUGCAGCGGCUCGCUGACGGCGCUCGACAUCGGCCGCGUGUCCAGCACCUGCCGGCGGCUGCGCGAGGUGUGCCAGAGCAGCGGCAAGGUGUGGAAGGAGCAGUUCCGGGUGAGGUGGCCUUCCCUUAUGAAACACUACAGCCCCACCGACUACGUCAAUUGGUUGGAAGAAUAUAAAGUUCGACAGAAAGCUGGGUUAGAAGCCCGGAAGAUUGUAGCCUCGUUCUCGAAGAGGUUCUUUUCAGAGCAUGUUCCUUGUAAUGGCUUCAGUGAUAUUGAAAACCUUGAGGGACCAGAGAUCUUUUUUGAGGAUGAGCUGGUGUGCAUCCUAAAUAUGGAAGGCAGAAAAGCUUUGACCUGGAAAUACUAUGCCAAAAAAAUUCUUUACUACCUACGGCAACAGAAAAUUUUAAAUAAUCUCAAGGCUUUUCUUCAGCAACCUGAUGACUAUGAAUCCUAUCUUGAAGGUGCCGUCUACAUUGACCAGUACUGCAACCCCCUUUCCGACAUCAGCCUCAGAGAUAUCCAGGCCCAGAUCGACAGCAUUGUGGAGCUGGUCUGCAAAACCCUGCGGGGUGUCAACAGCCGCCACCCUAGCCUGGCCUUCAAGGCAGGUGAGUCCCCCAUGAUAAUGGAGAUAGAGCUCCAGAGCCAGGUGCUGGAUGCCAUGAACUAUGUCCUUUAUGACCAGCUGAAGUUCAAGGGGAACCGAAUGGACUACUAUAAUGCCCUCAACUUAUAUAUGCAUCAGGUUUUGAUUCGCAGAACAGGCAUUCCAAUCAGCAUGUCUCUGCUUUAUCUGACGAUCGCACGGCAGCUGGGAGUCCCAUUGGAGCCUGUCAACUUCCCAAGCCACUUCCUACUCCGGUGGUGCCAAGGAGCGGAAGGGACAACCCUGGACAUCUUCGACUACAUCUACAUAGAUGCCUUUGGGAAGGGCAAGCAGCUGACGGUGAAGGAGUGCGAGUACCUGAUCGGCCAGCAUGUGACCGCGGCGCUGUAUGGCGUGGUGAACGUGAAGAAGGUGCUGCAGCGCAUGGUGGGGAACCUGCUCAGCCUGGGCAAGCGGGAGGGCAUUGACCAGUCAUACCAGCUGCUGCGGGACUCGCUGGACCUGUACCUAGCCAUGUACCCUGACCAGGUGCAGCUGCUGCUCCUCCAGGCCAGACUCUACUUCCACCUGGGCAUCUGGCCAGAGAAGUCUUUCUGUCUUGUCUUGAAGGUGCUUGACAUCCUGCAGCACAUCCAGACCCUGGACCCCGGGCAGCACGGGGCGGUGGGCUAUCUGGUGCAGCAUACACUCGAGCACAUUGAGCGUAAAAAGGAGGAGGUAGGCGUGGAGGUUAAGCUGCGCUCCGAUGAGAAGCACAGGGACGUCUGCUACUCCAUUGGGCUCAUUAUGAAGCAUAAGAGGUACGGCUACAACUGUGUGAUCUACGGCUGGGACCCCACCUGCAUGAUGGGGCAUGAGUGGAUCCGGAACAUGAAUGUGCACAGCCUGCCGCACGGCCACCACCAGCCCUUCUAUAAUGUGCUGGUGGAGGAUGGUUCUUGUAGAUACGCAGCCCAAGAAAACCUGGAGUACAAUGUGGAGCCUCUGGAGAUCUCACACCCUGACGUGGGGCGCUACUUCUCGGAGUUCACCGGCACACACUACAUCCCCAACGCAGAGCUGGAGCUCCGCUACCCGGAAGACCUGGAGUUUGUGUACGAGACGGUGCAGAACAUUUACAGUGCCAAGAAGGAGAGCAUUGACGGCUAGUCCCAGCAGGCACUGCGCCUCGGCGCCCCCCAGGAGCCCCGAUGGCCCCUCUGGACUCCGCCGCCGGAAGCCACUUGAGUAGCAGCGCAGCUGCGUGGCUCCGCGCGCGCCCUCCCCCCGCGCAGGGACGAGGUCGUGGUCCGCUACACUAGUGAAUGGACUGGAAGGCACUGUGGAGUGGCAUGGCUUGUCUGCUCGUCCUGUGACCGUGUGUGACCUCACAGCCCGCCCCCUACCCCGCCCCUCCCCCCUCUGUCUGUCUGCAUUUGUCUCCCAGCGGGCCACCGGAUAGAUGGGUUUGCGCAGUGGGGUGAUUCCCUCCUCCUCCGGGUGCAGUCCUGGUGGGGAUCAAAGGCCUCUUCACCCUGCAUUUGGCCGCACGCACCCCGCUCUGCGUGUGGUGGAGGAGGCCUAGCAAGCCAGUGGCAGUUAGAAUACUAGAAGUUUCCUUCUGCUAAUACACGAAACACAGACUGCAAGUGUUCAUCUUUCGUUUUUUUAAUUUAAAUCGGGAAAUGGCAGUUUUCCCUUCUAUAUUCCUUGGAUUUAUACACAUUGCUAUAAAUCAUGAGUUUUCUAUUUUAUUACAUAAUAUUAUUUGAGAAAAUACAUAAUAGCAGCCUUUAUGAGUGGAGUUUUCCACAUUCAUCUAUUCCUUCCUUCAGAAUGACUGCUUGUUUCUAGAAAUCUCCAGAAUCACAAGUGGGUCAUGGUUCCAUGGUGGCUGGGUCCCUUCUCGUAGCGAGCCCAGUGCGUCCGGUGUUUAGUACCGUGUGCUUUGGGUCUGCAAAGGUCCGCAGUGGGGCUUGCUUUUCAAGUCAGGAACUAAUGAUGCUUAGUUUUGAAAAGAACACCCCAUGCUCCACAUUCCUCCCAUUCCCUCCUAGUCUUUCCCUGAACGCAGGGUAGAGAGGUGGAAGUCGGUGUCUCUCAUUUGAAGAGGUGGGCUCAUGGAGACGAGGCCUGCUUGUCAUGUCCCG